GGCUCGCUGGCCUCAGCUAUCCUCGUGGUUUGUAUGAGUGGUCUACUACAAAAGAGAAGCCAGAGAGAGAAAGAGGGAGAAAGGGAGAGAGAGAGCGAGUUAGCUCAGUGGUCCGCUCCAUUGUCCAAAAUCCUCUCCGGCGAUUUCCAACGGCACCAUUCACCUACGGAUCUGACUGUAUCGCCGCGGCCUCCUGCUGGUGGGGUUCUGAGUAGAGUGGGAAGGUCGAUGCUCGUCGGCGGUUUCCCGAUUGAUGUGCUUUUUAGGUUUUUUUUUUGUUUGCCUGGAGCUUGGGCUUUGACAUGUGGGCUUGAUUACGUCUGAUUGAAGCGGGGCGGCAAAGGAUAUUUCAAGGAACAACCUGAGAAGUAAUCCCUGUGGUUUUAUCUUCUUCAUUACUUGGAAUUGAGUAGCAGAGAAGUUGGAGGUAUCUUGGGCUUUUGCAUUACAUCCCUCUGUUAUCAUUACUCGUGGAGAGUAUAGAUGUUGAGGGCUCGGAGACGUGUGCCUGGUUGCGAUGAGGGAUGCUAGCUGUGUUGAUGAACUACCUGAGGGCCUGCUGGCGGCCAUCUUCUGAUUGCCGCUAUGUCCACGCUGGGUCUGAUGCGGUUGGCAGGCAGGAAGGGCUUCUCUGGUACAAGGACUUGGGGCAGCAUGUGAAUGGGGAAUUCUCCAUGGCCGUGGUCCAGGCCAACAACUUGCUAGAGGACCAAAGCCAGAUAGAAUCUGGCCCCUUGUCUUCCCUGGACUCUGGUCCCUAUGGAACUUUCGUGGGAGUCUAUGAUGGGCAUGGUGGUCCGGAGACAUCAAGAUACAUCACCGAUCAUCUGUUUCAACAUCUAAAGAGAUUUGCUUCAGAACAGCAUUCAGUAUCACCUGAAGUGAUUCGUAAGGCAUAUCAAGCAACAGAGGAAGGAUUCCUUUCUUUAGUUGCCAAACAAUGGCCUGUAAAACCUCAGAUUGCUGCUGUUGGAUCUUGUUGUCUUGUUGGCAUCAUUUGCAGUGGAACCCUGUAUGUUGCUAAUGUUGGAGACUCUCGUGUUGUUAUGGGAAGGUUAGUCAAGGCAACUGGAGAGGUUUUGGCAGUCCAGUUGUCGGCGGAGCAUAAUGCAAGUAUCGAGUCUGUUAGACAAGAGCUACGUGCACUGCACCCUGAGGACUCACAAAUUGUUGUCCUGAAGCAUAAUGUUUGGCGUGUUAAGGGCCUUAUCCAGGUAUCCAGGUCAAUUGGUGAUACAUAUCUCAAGAAAGCUGAGUAUAAUCGUGAGCCCCUGUAUGCAAAAUUUCGCCUUCGUGAACCUUUCAAAAAACCGAUACUUAGUUCUGAGCCAUCAAUUUCAGUACAUCCACUUCAGCCACUGGACCAGUUUCUUAUUUUUGCAUCUGAUGGACUAUGGGAGCACCUUAGCAAUCAACAAGCAGUUGACAUUGUGAAUAGCAGUCCUCGCAGUCAGGGAAGCGCCAAAAGGCUUAUAAAAACCGCACUCCAAGCAGCAGCCAAGAAGAGAGAGAUGCGGUACUCUGAUCUUAAGAAGAUCGAUCGCGGAGUUCGCCGGCAUUUCCAUGACGACAUAACGGUGGUGGUCGUAUUCCUCGACUCGAAUCUGGUAAGCCGGGCGAACUCAUCUAAGGUUCCAGUCCUUUCCCUUAGAGGGGGAGGAAUCACCCUCCCUCACAAUUCUCUUGCCCCUUGUGCUGCACCAGCAGAUCUCACUGGCCCUUGAUACAGACUCUCUCAGCUUCCUGCUUUGAUUUAUUAUGAUGAUUCGCUGUAUUAUCACAAAGGAAUCAAAUCCCUUUGUGCUGUAUAAUUUCUUCACGUAAUCUAGGGUUUACUUUCACAUUUAGGAUGAUGGGACUAUAAAGAGUUAUUUACUAGGAAACCUUUUUUAAUUUAAUUUUCUUUUUUUUUUCUUCAUAAAAAACUUGUGAUACAUUCACCUUGUAAAUUCUAUACUACUCAGACCUACCUUUUCAGUCUAAUCUUUUUUUUUU
Dendrobium catenatum is the source of this 1995-nucleotide messenger RNA. RefSeq names its product probable protein phosphatase 2C 60. The record is from RefSeq and is a predicted model, not a curated record. Gene Ontology annotation, molecular function: cation binding; protein serine/threonine phosphatase activity. NCBI's taxonomy places the organism in Eukaryota, Viridiplantae, Streptophyta, Magnoliopsida, Asparagales, Orchidaceae. The transcript has 6 exons. Gene Ontology annotation, biological process: protein dephosphorylation. Bases 525 to 1724 code for a protein of 399 amino acids.